Molecule: messenger RNA, 1515 nt
Organism: Symbiodinium sp. CCMP2592
Lineage: Eukaryota; Dinophyceae; Suessiales; Symbiodiniaceae
Source: the annotation of a GenBank genome assembly
AUGAGCCAGUGGAACGAAGCAACAAGAGGCGAGCGCCCGCCUGUCGACGAGCUGGACGAGGACGACGACGCCCAUGAGCUGGACGAAGACAGCCUUCGCGGUGAUGAGGACAAAGAGAACGAGGGAUCCUCCAACCAGACAUCCUCUCUGGAAUCGUCCGAGCGCAAGCGGAGCAGACGCGAGGCAAAGGAGGACAAGCGCCGCCUGAAGCGUCAGCGUAUUACAGAGUACUACAUGAUGUCCUACCAUGCCAUGCCGGCCUCAAUGUCCAUGUUCCACAUGGCGAAGCAAGCAAAGGGUCAGCAGAACUUGCACAAUGUGCUCUGGCUCGCAGCUGUGGGGCUUCUGGGCUAUGUGGAGCUUGGCCUAAUGGGUGAGGAGCAGUACAACAAGCUGGUGUGGCAGCAGUUGAAGGAGGCCUUGGAUUCUGUCGACGACAGCUUCAACUCGACAGGCAGUCUACGCUCCACGCAGGGAGAUAGUGCCCUGUCCGAUGAUGAGGAGCAGGAUUUCAUCCGGCCGCGGGCCCCGCCCAAGGAGAAGAAGUUGCGCUUCGACAACGAUCUAAGGCUGACGCUCUAUAAGCAUUGGAGUCUCGAAGAGUCCAUGCUGCACAGCCCAUACUUCUAUGCCGCGAUGAGCUUGCACUGGGACGCCGGCAUCCGCGCGAUGAAGAACUUCUUCGCCACGGCGGGGAUGGCGCCUAGUGAGUAUAGACAGUACUUCCGGUACAUGGAGGCUCCUACACGGAGAGCCGUGCGUGGUAACUUCACCAAGCAUGGCAAGGCAUAUGGCUUAACGGAAGACCGGAUGUUUCUCGAUCAGUUCGUCCAGGACGUUGGAGUCCAGUCGCACGAGAACUUGGUCUCACCACAGGUAUCCUCUUUGGAUGCGGUCCACAUGCUCCAAGCUUUGCUCUGUGGGUCCGGCAACGAUCAAGAGCUAGUGAAGCGAGCUGACGGCAAGCCUGACUUCGAGGCCAUCGAGCAAAACCGAAGGGAGGAGCAGAUCCACAACUUUUACCGGGCCUAUGAUGCAGCUCUCUGCGACCGCCCGGGCCUCUUCAAGGAAGGCGUGGGUCAGGCGGUGGACAUUGCCAAGGCCGUGCAGACCCUUGCGAGACAAAUCCGCGAUACCAAGGGCGCUAUCAAGGUUGCGGGGACCAAGAAGUUCCGUUGGACCCGGAUCGACCAGCCGCCGACCGUCUUCCGGCACCCGCUCGCUGCGCGGAAAUUAGUAGUUUGGCUGUCGCAGACGAUCUUUGCCUACUGCUCCAAGAGGCCCCAUGAGCUUCCUCUGCUUGUCGUUAUCCGCGAUGGCCCUAUGGACUCCUACCUAUGCGUUGGCAUCACGCCGCCCUCCAUCUCCGACGUCGAUGAGUUUGGUGCUACUUUCCGCCAUGCGAUUCAAGCGACCCAGAACUUGCAGUACCGCUGGGAUUUCUUCGACAAGUCCUGCAUCGCAAUCGCGGCAGACGACAUCGACCGGUUUCUGACUGCAAUCACUAAUCGCUAA